Molecule: messenger RNA, 1701 nt
Organism: Anolis sagrei ordinatus
Lineage: Eukaryota; Metazoa; Chordata; Lepidosauria; Squamata; Anolidae
Source: RefSeq, a predicted model, not a curated record
GCUUCUUUCAUGCCUCAAGCCAAAGGUUCACACCUGUCUCCAUCUUUGAUGUGAAAGACUCCCCAAAGUUCCUUCAAGUUGGCCAGACAAGAGGAAGGAGAAGAGUGACGCACUUCCCCUCUGACCUCAUUUCCGGAGGAGGGGCCAAACUCUUUCUUGGCGGGAAAAGGCAGAGAGCAGGAGGAAGAGGACCAAGGAGGAGGAGACAGAGAUGGUGCUAGAAUCUUUUCUCAGCCCACCAAAGUCAGGACAGGAAUCACUUGAGCCCAUUUGGAUACAGUUCUAUGUGGAAACAACAGAAGAGGGCGACAAAGAGUCCGCUUCCUUUGACAAUGGGCAAGUGCAGGAAAGUGAAGAGGAGUCUUCUCAUCUACAGAAAGAUGACCAAGUGACUAUCUAUGAAAUAUCCUUAGAGGGCCUUGAGACAGCGUUGAUGCCUGGAAGUCUCUUGGUACUAGAAGAACAAAUAGAGCAAAAAGACCCUGACUUACAUAGCAGUAGCUUUUCAGAGGAAAUAAUCCACUCUGAUAUCAAUAAGGAACAAACUAAUGACAGGAAUUUCAAAGACCUGAACAGCCAGGUUAAGAAAGUGGCUGAAAAACCGCAUAUGUGUUUGUACUGUGGACAGACCUCCAGUUGUAAGGCAUACCUUGUGGCCCACGAGAGAACCCACACUGGAGAGAAGCCCUACACAUGCUUGGAUUGCGGCAAGUGUUUCAACCGGAAGUCAACGCUUGUGAGGCACAAAAGGAUGCACACCGGCGAAAAGCCAUACGAGUGUACCAAAUGCGGUAGGCGUUUCAGUGUCCGGUGCAACCUAACCAAUCAUGAGAGGAUCCACACGGGAGAAAAACCAUACAGCUGCUCCAACUGUGGGCAGAGCUUCAGUCGGCGGAUGCAGUUUGUUAUACACAAGCGAACCCAUACAGGAGAGACGCCACAUAGGUGCACCCAGUGUGGAAAAUGCUUCACUCGGCGCUCUACCCUCUUGACACACGAGAGAAUCCACACAGGCAAGAAGCCAAACACGGGUACAAAUUGUGCACAGGAGGAUCCACACAGGAGAGAGACCAUAUAAAUGUCCAUCGUGUGAUCAAACAUUUGCAUAGACUUAUGGCAAGCAUCCUCACUACCUCUGAGGAUGCUUGCCAUAGAUGCAGGCGAAACAUCAGGAGAGAAUGCCUCUAGACCAUGGCCAUAUAGCCCGAAAAAAACUACAACAACCCGCUUAAGAAAAUGCAUAUAGGAACACAGGCUGCUGGUGUUGGGGCCUCAAUCCAAACCGCUAGCUAAAUACCCAGAAACCAUGACAUUUUCUGAAAAGAGAAGUGCCUAAUUUAGCUUUUUAAACAUAUCAACUUUUUAUUAUUAUUAUUAUGGAGAACAGACAACUCCACAUCUGUAUGCUUGUCCACUAUGCCCUGCCUUAUGUAUGGAGGAAGAAUUGUUGGAGGCUACAGAUAAUGCUGUUGUUGUCCGUUUUUGGUCAAAAGAUACAUAGCCACCUGCGCUCCUUCUAUUUUUAUCAGUUUUAUACCAAUGUAUGCAAUGCUUUCGAUAUGAAAUAAAUAAAAUUAUUGUUAUGGAAAAGUAACAAAAUAUGAAAGUGCAAGUGAUAAGACACAAAGAUUGGAACAAGUUUAACAUCUGCAUUAGAUGUCCAGCUUUCUGGUUCACAAGACCCGUGUCAAAUAAAAUGUU